UAAAUGGCCAGCGGGCAGAACGACGCCGCGAGUGCACCACAGAGGCACCCCCCGCGACAAGAUCACCCGUUGCUGAGCACUCUCCCUGAGACCACCACCGCCACCGCCACCACCACCACCAAGCAACCACCAUCACCAUGGCAGUCGUGGCGUUCCGGGCUGGGUUCCAUCGGACCAUGGACAGGAUUGAACUCAUCCUGCCGCAGAAAUUCCGGCCGAUUUGGAGACACCCCGCAGGUCCCAAAACAGUCUUCUUCUGGGGCCCAACGGUGAAAUGGGGGCUGGUGUUUGCCGGCAUGGCGGACAUGGCACGACCAGCUGAGAAACUCAGUCUGUACCAGAACUCAGUGCUGGGGCUCUCAGGGUUCCUGUGGUCACGGUACUCUUUCGUGAUCAUCCCCAAGAACAUCAACAUGUUCUGCGUCAACUUCUUCCUGGGCUGCUGUGGAACUGGCCAGCUGAUCCGCAUCUUCAACUACCGGCGCUCCCUGAAGGACGGCGAGGGCGAGGGAGCGGCCACCGCCGAGGGAGACGUGCUCGUCGUGGAGGCGGCGCCGGCCGCGGUGACGGCCGCGUCCGUCGAGGCCAAGAGUUAAAAGUGACCGACGACGAUGGGCCGGCGGUCGGGGGUGGUGCGCGACAGCCGUUCGAAGCCAAGCAACUCACCGAACAAAGCAACUUUAUUUCGCCCGUAACCCAACCCGCGCGCGUAACCCAACCGCGCGCGUCGGAAUUAUUCUACCGUCGAAGCGUAACGUCGCUAACGCGGGUGGCUGCGACCCACAGGGAACGGGUCGGGGCGUCUCGCGCGCAGCGGGGAGCUUCUCUUGCUCAGUUCCCCAAGGGGAGCUGCCCGGUGCGUGGCGAGAAGGGAGGGAGGGGGACGUUGAAUGACGUGACAAACGCGGGGACGACGACGCUGCGCCACGCGGUCGGGAGACGGGCGGGCGGGAGAGGGGGUUGGUGGUGGGGGGGGCUCGAGGGUUUUGAUUGCCGGGGUUCACGAAGGGUAGGCGGUGGUUGGCGCGGGUCACGGAUCGCCCUCUCCCCUUUAAAACAAAAAAAAACUAAAUCAACGUCUCCUCGUUCUCGGGACGAGCACGCCAUGCCGACGACAUUCGCAAAAGGACCGGGGAAUUCGUUUUUUUUUAAGGGGGUGGCAGGGGGCGGGUGGGCGGUGGUGAAAGGCCUACACUUCGAGCCCUGGUUCAAAUGAAAGCUUUUGUGGUCUUCAUGUAACGAGAAUAAUGAUGAUGAUUAUAACGAUGACGAAACUAUGCAAAAAACAAACAAGAACCGCUGCGCUAUCGUGACGACAACCGAGCGUGUACAUUGACCAAGAGAUUUGACUGUGAACUUUAAUAAAGCACUCACUCUA
Messenger RNA from Lethenteron reissneri (Far Eastern brook lamprey), 1378 nucleotides. Its product is annotated as mitochondrial pyruvate carrier 2-like. Gene Ontology annotation, biological process: pyruvate import into mitochondria. The record is from RefSeq and is a predicted model, not a curated record. Gene Ontology annotation, cellular component: mitochondrial inner membrane. NCBI's taxonomy places the organism in Eukaryota, Metazoa, Chordata, Hyperoartia, Petromyzontiformes, Petromyzontidae.